Trichosurus vulpecula (common brushtail) is the source of this 3456-nucleotide messenger RNA. RefSeq names its product maestro heat-like repeat family member 5. Lineage: Eukaryota; Metazoa; Chordata; Mammalia; Diprotodontia; Phalangeridae. Gene Ontology annotation, cellular component: cytoplasm. The coding region runs from base 61 to 3369 and encodes 1102 amino acids. The record is from RefSeq and is a predicted model, not a curated record. The transcript is spliced from 27 exons.
AGACAAUAGAUUCUCCUCAGUCUAAAUUCUCCUCAAAGGCCAACAGGAAAACUUUCAACAAUGUUGGCCACAGCUAGUGAAGUUGCACAACCAUCUCAUUCCCGACGGAAGUUCCACCUCUGGAGGUCCAAUCGUCUCGCUCCCACCUUGGAAGUGGAACAGGAGAAACAGCAGGAGAAAGAAACUGGGGACACUGAACUGGAUAGCAAAUCAUCCUUUGAAAAUCUGUUCAAUGCCCACCCCUCCCGGGAGCAGUUACUGGUGACUAGAAUUCAAUCAAUGACUUAUAUUGAGAAGACUUUGGUGUUGAAGUCUAUCCGGCGUCACAUACCAGAUUAUCUGGAGGUAGAAUCAGAGUUCAUCUCACUAGGGAUUUUUGACACCUAUCUCCAGGAUCUCAUUUCCAUAGUGACAGAAUCUACAAAUACCCUGGACAAGAAAUUUCUCUUUUACUGUUAUGGAUUGGUCCUCAGAGAGUCCUUAGAGAACAUAAACGUGAAGACACACUUGUUUGCUCUCCUAGAGCUGUCUCAUCAGGUAGCCUGCCAGCGAGAGGGUAUAGCACUAGCAAUUGGGCUGGCAUCUUCCAGCCACCUGGAAGAAACCUGGGCUGUACUGGAGCAAUUUGGCCAAACAAGAGUACUGAGGCUUGGUCUAAUAUCCUCUAGCACCAAGAUCAUUCAGGACAUUUGUUGGAAGUGGGCAAGCAGCACAGCCCUGUUAUGCUACGGGGAGAUGGCAGUCCAUGCUAAGAACAGCAUCCUCCCGUGGGUGGACAACAUCAUCUCCAGGAUGGUGUACUACUUCAACUGCAGCAAAUAUGAUGACGUCCUGAAGAGCAGUUUCCUCAGCGCCACAGUCAUGGUCUCCACGGCACUCGAGAAAGACAAAGCAGUAAACAGCUACACGUUCACACAUCUCCCAGACCUGAUCGACUGUAUACUGAUCAGCAUUCAGAAGGAACCUCGUGAACUUUUUGACACAUAUUUUCGGCAGAAGAGCCUACAAGUUAUCAGAACGUUGAGUUCCCUACAACCAUGUCUCAGUACAGAAGACAAAACUAACGUGCUCAAUACCUGCUUUGAAAGCCUGUUCAUGCUUCCAGCCACAGAGAUGUUGGCAGAUAGUCUGCCUCAUCAGGAGACUCCAUGUGAUGUCAAGUGCCUAUAUGACAAGACUAUGGAGAACCUUGAUCAGCUUCUCCAGUGUUUCCUCUCUCAGCAUCAGACAAUGGAAGAGCUCCAGUUUCUUCUGCAGCACUUUGAGCCCUGGCUCAUGGCCAGUAAGCCUCAUGAGAGGUUCCGGGCCCUGCAGACAGCCUUGAAGCUACUCCAGCACUCCCAGGAAAACCUGAAUCUGAUUUCUGAGACAUCACUGGCCAUGAUGGGGCAUCAGUUAGCUUUGUUCAGUCUUCUCUGGAGAGAUGAGAGUGAAGAAAACCAGCUCUGUGCUCGACAGUGCAUUUUGCUCCUCAUACAGCUCCUGACACAUGAAAGGACUGAGGAAAGCCACAAGUGCCUAUUCACAUGGAAGCAACUGAAGAAAUUGGACAUGAAGUUCUUGAAGCUAGUGAAUAAAAAUUGCUCCCACCUGGUAAAGGUAUUUGGGAAAAACCUCUCAGUGAACCAAAAUACCCAACUCAUCCUGACCUUCCUGAAUGGCCUAAAGAGCAACAAUGAAGUCCAAGUAAAUCUGGCUUUAGAGUUCUUCAAUCAUUUUCUGGAAAUUCAAGGACUCAAGAUGGAGCAGGUGGCAGAAGUGUUUCAGGGCUUGUACAAACUGCUCCCCUCUGUCACAAUGCCAGAUGUCCGGCUGUCUCUUCUAAAAACUAUCCCGAAGUUGGGGCAACAACACACUCAGGAGGUGGUUGAAGUACUCCUGUCCCUCGCCCGACCAAUGGACAGUCAGGUCAUAGAGAUGUGGAAGAUCAUGGCAGUGGAUAAACAACUAAUGAGGAAACUGAUGACCUUGCUGUACCUGAAAAUGAAGAUUCGGCCAUCGGAAGAAGAUAUGAUUUCAAAAAAUAUAAUGGAUAAGACAGAACUGACGUCCAUAGAGGCACUGAAUACAAUGUACGAGCUCCUCUACAUCCAGGAGUUCCGGAUAACAGUCCAUUGGGCCUUUCCUGGUAUUCUUUUGGGCCUGUUGACACAGCUGCACUACCUCUUCGAACUGGAUAUGGUUGAUAACUCCCUGGACCAUUUUGAAAAUGUCCUGAAGUUGGAGUAUCUCAGUCCUUUCAGGACAUGCCUAGAGGCCCUGAAAGGUCUCUUUUGGACCACUGACAACUGGGAGGUAUUCGCCUAUAUGAAGCUACAACGGGGCUGGGACCUUUUCACAAAGAUGAACACAUUUAAAGAGGGUGUGACCCUCCUGACUAGGGCCAUAACUCACUACAAGUGUGAGAUUAAGAGCAUUUUAAGUCAUGCUAUGCAUAGCAUGAAGAGUCCAUAUGAACGGGAUCGUUUAAUAGGCAUCCUUGUUAUCGUUGAGCUUCUCAACAGCAAAGAGGUACCACGAUAUAAGUCUCGGCGGUCUAUCGGGAGUUUCCUGACUUCGUCCUUGAGAAGUUCCAAUCAAGAGGUACAGAUCAUGAGUCUGCAAGGGUUGGGCAGCCUUCUACUUCAACCUGAGAAGGGAGAUCUGCUCCGGAACCAACUGUCAGGCAUGAUGGAAGGAUUGUUGCUCAAGGAAGAGGAGAACAUUUUGGUACUUAUGGGCCUCAUUGGUGAAAUCCUGCAUCGUUUGACUUUGCAGGGUGCUGGCUCCAACAGCCUCAAGGUGGCAGAGCAGCUGUAUGAUCUCUUUGAUGACGAGAGAGAAAAGGUUCGAGGAGAAGCCAUCUUCCUCUACGGAGACGUGAUCUAUAGUGGUGGAAAGAAAUAUGAGCAACAAUUGAAGAUCCAUGCUUUUCAAUGCCUCGUUCCUCUCCUCUUCCAUCUGGCUGACCCAUGCCCAGAGGUCGUUGUGAAGACUAAGUUCACCUUCAUGCGUCUUGCCAUAUUAUUCAACUGGGGCUUUCGGAAGGAACUGUUCAGCACGCUGGCCUGGCGUGAGGGUCUGGGAGCUGAGAAUGACAUCUUUCUCUACAUGGUAGAAAGCAAUUUUGGGGACUACCAUUUGUUCCUCCUACAGGCUUUUAUGUAUGUCAAGAGCCCUCAGAAGAACCUCCAACGGGCUGCCAUGAAGUUUAUUGGUGGGAUGCUUCAGGAGUAUUUUUCUGAUCUCUGCUUUUACUUGAACAAGUCAGAUGUGAAGCUAUUGACAAAAAAUUUUGAAGCAUUGCGAAGGGACCAAGACCCCAAUAUCAGAAAGUUCUACCUGAAUUAUUCAGAAGACAUCUACGAGCUAUCCAAAUAUGUGGCCUGAAGCUCUAGUCAUUUGCUUUUUGUGGUUUAAAAAAGUCAUUAGUUUUGGCUUUCAUUCAACAGUAGUGAAAUAAAAAUUGUUUAAUUC